AUGUCAAUUGGGUUGCCGCCGUUGGUCUUAUAUGAGGGUUUGGAUCGAUAUUUGAAUAACUGGAUGUAUGUCCAUGCCGGAAGAGUCUUCAACUCCGAGAAUAUAGAUCCAAGCGACUCCUCGCAUCCUUUCAUCGUUAUCCUUCGUGAUGUUCUCUCACGGUGUCAAGUUCUGUGGCUCAGGGACAUCAUGCCGCCGGCUGGUACAUACAUAAUAAUGGCUCCGGGCAUUAAAAGUCCAUAUUUGCUUCUUCCAGCAUCGACUCGCUUCUUGGUCCAGAAAUAUCUUCCCGUAAUACUCCAAGACGAAGAGCUUGUCCUGCCUUGGAAUGUCUGUGUCCCAAAGGCAGGAAUACGAGCAACACAGGCUGGAUCGUAA
Microsporum canis CBS 113480 is the source of this 378-nucleotide messenger RNA. RefSeq lists its product as uncharacterized. The record is from RefSeq and is a predicted model, not a curated record. The coding region runs from base 1 to 378 and encodes 125 amino acids. Lineage: Eukaryota; Fungi; Ascomycota; Eurotiomycetes; Onygenales; Arthrodermataceae. The transcript has 2 exons.